Messenger RNA from Xyrauchen texanus (razorback sucker), 3093 nucleotides. RefSeq names its product PDZ and LIM domain protein 5-like. The transcript has 14 exons. Gene Ontology annotation, cellular component: Z disc; filamentous actin; stress fiber. Bases 139 to 1827 code for a protein of 562 amino acids. Gene Ontology annotation, molecular function: actin binding; muscle alpha-actinin binding. The record is from RefSeq and is a predicted model, not a curated record. Gene Ontology annotation, biological process: muscle structure development; heart development; actin cytoskeleton organization. NCBI's taxonomy places the organism in Eukaryota, Metazoa, Chordata, Actinopteri, Cypriniformes, Catostomidae.
CUAAACAAAACACCGACGCACCACAACGGGACAACCGCAAGUCAUCCUACAGACCUUUUGACACAGAGCGUUCUGUGAGGAGUUUAUAAGUGUGUAUUUGGCAGUCACUCUUGAGGGUGUGUUUUACAUCAGACAGCUAUGAGUGGUAACUACAUUGUGGCGUUACAUGGUCCAGCCCCCUGGGGCUUCAGACUGCAGGGGGGGAAAGACUUCAAUUUGCCCCUCACCAUUUCACGGCUGACGGAUGGAGGAAAAGCUGCUAAAGUGGGCAUUGCUGUUGGAGAUUUGGUUCUCUCCAUCGAAGGCAUCAGCACUGAUGGCAUGAACCAUCUAGAGGCUCAGAACAAGAUCAAAUCCUGUGCAGAGCACCUCAAUCUCACCUUACAGAAAGCGUCCAGUUUUACAAAACCAGAUGUGGCACCAAAGGAUAAUUCUGUGGAAGUUAUCAAGCCCGUUCCCAUGACAACCUCCAUUCCAUCUUCCUCUGACAUCAAAAACACCACCCACAUCACUACAUCAUCCAAUAAGAGCGCUCAUCCGUUUGGAGAGACAGGGACAACACCCAUAGCCUCCAUUCCCUCCCCUGCAUCUGCUUUUGCACCCGCCUCCUCAGCUCAAAGGCCUAAACCACUGGCUCCGCCCACCCCCACUGACAUGACAGCUGGCUCACUCAAUCAUCUGCCUGUAGUGCCCCGCCCAUCCGUCUAUAACACGCCCAUCAAUCUCUACUCCAAUGAGAAUGCCUGUGAGGUAGCUAUGGGCCAGAGGCGGGGCCUGCUGGAAAGCCAGGGUGAGAGCUCACAGCUUAAUGGAAAACCUCAAGUUUACAGACUUCCUCGUAAGCUGGUCACAGAGACAGACAUUGAGUUUUAUCACGUCCCGACACACAAUGAUGCCAGCAGGGUACGCAUCAUGCAGGACACAGAAGACUGGCACCCGCGGACAGGAACUUCACAGUCCCGCUCAUUCCGUAUCCUUGCUCAGAUCACCGGCACUGAAUCUGAACUCGAUCGUUCACAGGAGGCUGAAUCUGCAAAAAACGCAACAAAUGAAGAGCUUGAUGAUUCUCAGCCCAGCACUCAUAUCACCUGUCCUGUUAAGACGAUGAUCAAAGCCCCAGGAACGCCUGUCAAAAGUACAGCAGGUCUUAUCACUCCCACUUUUGGUGUUGUGAGCAACAGCAUACCUUUGGGCCCUGCCUUGGACCGCCCAAUGCCCCGCCCACACCCCAAAGAUGAAGCCUCAUUGGUCCAGAGGGCGGAACACAUCCCGGCUGGAACACGUACUCCUAUGUGUGCUCACUGCAAUCUGGUUAUCAGGGGUCCGUUCCUGAUGGCAAUGGGAAAAUCGUGGCACCCCGAGGAGUUCACAUGUGCACACUGCAGUGUAUCUCUUAGUGAAUUGGGUUUUGUGGAGGAACAGGGCUCUGUGUACUGCCAGCACUGCUAUGAAGAGUUCCUUGCUCCAACCUGCGCACGCUGCCAAUACAAAAUCCUGGGGGAAGUGAUUAAUGCACUGAAGCAGACUUGGCAUGUGUAUUGCUUCCUAUGUGCAUCCUGCCAGCAACCAAUAAGAAACAAUACAUUUCACCUUGAGGACAGAGAGCCCUACUGCGAGAGAGACUAUUAUAGUUUGUUUGGGACUGGUUGCCAUGGUUGUGAUUUCCCAAUAGAAGCAGGAGACCAGUUUUUAGAGGCCCUUGGCUUCACAUGGCACGACACCUGCUUUCUGUGCUCAGUGUGCAGCGUCAGUCUGGAGGGUCAAACUUUCUUCUCCAAAAAAGACAAACCACUUUGCAAGAAACACGCUCACCAUCUCAAAAUAUAAAAAUUAAAGUCAUUUUGAUUUUUAAAAUAGCAAAGUGUAAAGAUUGCAUACUUCCAAAUAUAUCGUAGAAGCAUCGCAAGCUCACAAAAUAUCAUUGGAGAGGCAACGAUUAUUAAUGGUUUUUGUUGGUUUGUUAUUUUUGUACAGAAUGUGAGCUGAUGUUCUGAAAGAACUAAAGGCGCUUUUAAAACUUUGUUAUUUUAUUAAAUCAAAGAAAUGUCAGAGGACGUUCUUGAUGCAAGACCUGAUCAUACAUUAUCCCUUACUGAAUGCACUACGAACUAACAUGAACUACCAAUGAACAAUUGUAUUUUUAUUAGCUAACAUUAACAAAGAUGAAUAAAUACUGUCAAAAAUAUAUUGUUCAAUGUUUGUUCAUAAUACCUACUGCAUUAUCUAAUGUUAACCAAUGGAACCUUAUGGUGAAGUGUUACCGGUUAAAUUAAAGGAGCAAAAUGUAACAUUGAUAUCAAGUGUUCAAAAUGGGUACUGCAGAGCAAAUUCAAAAAAUUGGAGAGAGUUGUCUCUCCCGCCCCGUCCUCCCCAGACAUGAAGCUCACACGGGUUGCCAGGUCGAGGACACGCAACAGGAACGAGCAAACUGACAAUGGCAUGUGAUGAGCCUUUCACUGUAAGUUGAUCAGCUAACGUUUAUUGUUUGCAUAUUAUAAACCAGCUCAUGUGGAUUUUUUAUAACUCUGUCAAUGUUAGCUAGAUGUAUUGCUGGCUUCCAUGGCUGCAACGUUCUGUGUUUGUCCGCUAACUUGUUUCAGAUCUGGCAACCCGGGGUGUUGAAAUACUUUUGGGAAAUGGGCAGUGGGUGGUGAUCACACACGCCAAAAUACAAACAGAAAUUCUGGCCCUGAACAGACAUUUCAAAGAAGAAUAUACUGGCUGUAGCAUUGUUUUCGGAGAAGCCAGUAUUUCAACUUAGCAUGUUUCCUAAAUCAUAGUAUAUACACAACAUAGUAUAAUGAUUUUAUGCUUUAGUACAGUAAAUAUAUUACAUGUGGCUCCUUUAAAUAGACAGAAAGUUAAUAAAAAACGAAAAGAAGGGAAAUGUAUUUAUUUCUUGCUUUAAGAUAAUGGGCAACUUUUCUUUUACUAUAUCAGGUAAAAUGCUUGUUUAUAGAUUUUUGUUUUAUUUGUAUUUUUUACAAUGAUAAUGGAAAAUUGGAAUUGCACUUUCAAUUAUUCUGUUUUUUUUGACAAACUCUGGUUUUGAACAACUCUUGUUUGUAUCUUUAAAAGUUGCUUUAAUAAAAA